UAACCAUAGCAUAAAGUCAAAGUAGCCUGCGAAACAAGUCAGCUCCUCUCUUCACCUGAGCUUAAAAAAAUACCCCGUCGUUCUCCUUCUUCUUUCCGAUCGCCGGAGCUUACCAAAUCCGACGCCGUUUUCCCCUCCGAUCGCAAUGGUACCACCACCACAGCCGGCGGCGGCGUCGAUUCACUCUCCGCCAUCUCCCCAAUAUACUCAACAAUUCUUAAGCAACGUUCUCUCCCAACGAGGUCCUUCUUCUCUUCCUUACUCCGAAGACGUCAAGUGGCUAAUCCGUCAACACCUCGUUUCGUUAAUCGACACGUGUCCUUCUCUUCAACCGAGAACCGCUACUUUCAUUCACAACGACGGCCGUACUGUGAAUCUCCUUCAGUCAAACGGCACCGUUCCGAUGGUAUAUCUAGAUGCAACCUACAACAUUCCGGUCAUUAUUUGGUUAAUGGAAUCUUACCCUCGUCAAUCACCGUUGGUGUUCGUGAACCCUACGCGCGAUAUGGUCAUCAAAGACUCACAUCCAUUUGUGAACUCUUCCGGUAUUGUUUCGAUCCCUUAUUUGACGAAUUGGGUUUACCCAAGUUCGAAUCUUGUUGAAUUAACUCGUAAUUUGAGUCAUUUCUUUAGCCGUGAUCCCCCUUUGUACACCCGACGGAAUCCGAAUCCGAACCCGCAUCCUCCGCCGGGUACUAGUUUUUCGAGUAGUGGGUCGACCCGACCCGCGAUACCACCUCGGGUGUAUCCACCAUCACCUUAUGUGAGUGGGAGUGGAGGUGGGAGGGAUCCGUCGGAGGUGUUUAAGAGGGAUGCAAUAGAUGAUCUUGUGGUGAAAUUGCAUAGUGAUAUUGAAGGGUUGGGGAAGGCGAGGGAGGCUGAUAUGGAAGGGUUGUUUAGUGCACAAGGAGUGUUGAGGUGUCGAGAGGAGGAGUUGAGGAGAGGGGUUAAGGAAAUGCUGGAUGAAAAGGAAGGGUUAGAGCAGCAAUUACAGAUGGUUUUGAUGAAUGCUGAUGUAUUGGAGGGGUGGGUUAGAGAUAACGAAGCGAAAGUGAAGAAAAUAGGGAAUGUGAAUGUGGACGUGGCGUUUGAGCUUUGUGAUAGUCUUUCGAAACAGAUAUUGGAUUGUACAGCCUCGGAUUUGGCUAUGGAGGAUGUGAUUUAUUCGUUGGAUAAAGCUAUACAGGAGGGGGCGAUUCCUUUUGAUCAGUACUUGAGGAAUGUUAGGUUGUUGUCGCGUGAACAAUUCAUUCAUCGUGCCACGGCUUCAAAGGUUAAGGCUUCUCAGAUGCAGGCGCAAGUUUCUCAUAUGGCUUCUAGGCUGUCUCAAUAUGCUUUGUCAUAGAUGUUUUGAAUUACUUGGAUUAUGUGUGCACUAUGGACGGAAGAGUAGAAAAGAAAUAAUUGAUGGUCGAGAUUGACAAAGGAGACAUGAGGUUUUGGACUUAAAUGUCAGUGAGCUUGCGACUGUGGGGUGGAGUGGGGCAGUCGAAGAUUAUUAUAUAAGAGGAAGAAGUUGGAUGUCAGGGUGAACAAACUGGGAGAUAUAUGUAAUUCCUUUUCUACAGGGAAUCAAGGAAGAAAUUCUUCUGAUAUUGCGGUUACUCUUUCAGAAUCUCAUCCUGAGACCUAAGUAUGCCAUUCUUUUCCGACAUGGCUUCUAUUUCUUCACAUUUCUAAACUUUCUCAAUUAUUGACCCAAAACAAGUUUUCCAGUUUCUGUUCUUUUCUAUUUAAUAGGAGAAUGAGAAACUCAGAAAAUCUCUCAACUCUGAACAAGAUAAUUAAUGGUUUGUUGUUAAUUUCUGAUCUCUUCAUUUGGGAGCUCCAUUGCUUGGGCUCUUCAAAAUAUUGCCAGAUGUGUAUCGGAUCCUCCAAAAGCUAUGUAUAGUUUAGAGGAUCCACCAUGGGUGGCAACAUUUAUGGAGGGUCCAAGCAAGACUGUUUGAAUGAUCUGCAAUGUGGUACUGGAAAUGAGUAUAAUCUCUUGAAUGAUCUGCAAUGAGGUACUGAAAAUUCUUAAUGUUCUUGGGACUUGCAACUAAUCAAGUUGUAUGAGUUGUUAAGUGAAGUGGUCUAUCGGAAACAAACUCUCUACACCUUUAAGGUUUGCGUACACACUAUCCUCCCCAGACACUACUUUGUGGUAUUACGCUUGACGAUUUGAUAUAGAUGAAUUAAGCAAGUUUUUGUUUUUGAUAGGUAUGGAGGAGACUAUAUAGUUUGAAGUAAUUGCUUUGAAAGCUAUUGUCAUUAUUUGAUUCACUUGUUGUGCACUUGCUUAACAUUCGCUUGAAUUGUUGUAUGAAAUGAGUGUAGUAUCUAUUCUCAA
Messenger RNA from Solanum dulcamara, 2332 nucleotides. RefSeq names its product protein ELC-like. Gene Ontology annotation, biological process: protein transport; protein modification process; endosome to lysosome transport. Lineage: Eukaryota; Viridiplantae; Streptophyta; Magnoliopsida; Solanales; Solanaceae. The coding region runs from base 146 to 1345 and encodes 399 amino acids. Gene Ontology annotation, cellular component: ESCRT I complex. Gene Ontology annotation, molecular function: ubiquitin binding. The record is from RefSeq and is a predicted model, not a curated record. The transcript is spliced from 2 exons.